AUUCACAGCCCGGGAUGGAUCUCAGUAACCCUCAGGAACAGCCCAUAGCUGCAGAAGAGCAAGAGGAUUUGACAGACUGUAAUCUGAACAAAUCCCAGGAAAUGGAAAGCAUGGAUAAUGUGGAAGAUAUGAAGGAACACAAUCAAUCUAAUGAAGAAGUAGGAGAUGAUGUGAUUAAAGUGAAAGGUGAAUACAGUGAAAGAGAGGAGAGUGCUUUAAAUUCCGAGCCUAUGGAAAACCUGGAAGAAUCUGAACUGCCUUACACAUAUCCCAGAGAAUAUAACGAAUAUGAGAGCAUUAAACUGGAAAGACACUCGGGUUCAUAUGACAACGUCAGGCCAGCUAGUGGAAAGAUGAAUUGUGAUAUCUGUGGAUUAGCCUGCAUUAGCCUCAAUGUCUUGAUGGUUCAUAAGCGUAGCCACACUGGUGAACGGCCAUUCCAGUGUAAUCAGUGCGGAGCUUCCUUUACUCAGAAGGGAAACCUCCUCCGCCACAUUAAACUACACACAGGGGAAAAACCUUUUAAGUGUCACCUGUGCAGUUAUGCCUGCCAAAGGAGGGAUGCGCUUACGGGUCACUUAAGGACACAUUCUGUGGAGAAGCCUUACAAAUGUGAGUUUUGUGGAAGGAGCUACAAGCAGAGGAGCUCGUUAGAGGAACACAAAGAGCGGUGCCGGACUUACCUGCAGAAUGCUGGCAUGUGUGAGGCUGCCAGCGUGGAGGCAAGGCACAUCAAGGCAGAGAUGGGGACUGAAAGAGCCCUUGUGCUGGACAGGCUAGCAAGCAACGUGGCAAAGAGAAAAAGCUCAAUGCCUCAGAAAUUUAUUGGUGAGAAACGACCCAGCUUCGAUAUCAAUUAUAACUCCAAUUUCCUGUACGAAAAGGAGAGCGAGAUGAUGCACGGGCGCAUGAUGGACCAGGCCAUCAACAACGCCAUCACCUACCUCGGGGCCGAGGCCCUGCGCCCUCUCGUGCAGACCCCGCCGGCCCCCACGGCCGAGAUGGUGCCGGUCAUCAGCAGCCUGUACCCGCUGCCGCUGCCCCGCGCCGACGUCCCCAACGGCUCCGUGCCGGAGGCCGACAAGAGCCACGGCCACCUCAGGGACAAGAGCCUGUCGUCCGACAGGGGCCUUUCCCCAAACAACAGCGGCCAUGACUCCACAGACACUGACAGCAACCACGAGGAGAGGCCCAAUCCCGCCUUCCACCAGAGCCAAGUGAUCACGGCUCCGACCCGCAACGGCCUCCAGGCCCUGAAGGAUUUCCCGAGGCCGUACGACAUCAUCAAGCCGCCCGCCAUCUGCCCGCGCGACGCCUUCAAGGUCAUCAACAAGGAAGGGGAGGCCAUCGGGGUGUACCGGUGCGAUCACUGCCGCGUGCUCUUCCUGGAUUACGUGAUGUUCACCAUCCACAUGGGCUGCCACGGCUUCCGUGACCCCUUCGAGUGCAACGUCUGCGGCUACCGGAGCCACGACCGGUACGAGUUCUCCUCACACAUAGCUCGGGGAGAGCAUAGAGUUGUGCUCAAGUGA
Cinclus cinclus is the source of this 1532-nucleotide messenger RNA. RefSeq names its product IKAROS family zinc finger 3 (gene IKZF3). The transcript has 7 exons. The record is from RefSeq and is a predicted model, not a curated record. Bases 15 to 1532 code for a protein of 505 amino acids. Lineage: Eukaryota; Metazoa; Chordata; Aves; Passeriformes; Cinclidae.